Menidia menidia (Atlantic silverside) is the source of this 882-nucleotide messenger RNA. The record is from the annotation of a GenBank genome assembly. Lineage: Eukaryota; Metazoa; Chordata; Actinopteri; Atheriniformes; Atherinopsidae.
AUGUACACAAAAGGCUCAGGACAACUGGCAAGAGGCAGUUUAGAGAAAAUGUCAGAAACAGGAGAAGAGAGGAGGGGGGAGGAUUUCUCAGGAAGUGAAAAUGGCGAGGAAAAGAGAAACGCUGAAGAAGAGGAUUUUGAGGAAGUCGUGCCAGAGGCUGCGUCCUCCACUCUGAGAAGACUUGAACCACCCAAACAGCAAAACAUGCUCCAUAUCCCAGAGGUAGUUGACGACUUCCUGAGGAACUUCCUCCGCAGACUGGGCCUGAAUCGAACUCUGAGAAGCUUCGAAGCGGAAUGGUACGGCUCAGCUCAGAGACCCCCGACGGACCCCCUGUCACCUGUAGGGACAACAGACCCCGGCGUGGUCUUUAUCCCUGAUGCUUUCACACACAUGAAGCUCCUCCAGUGCGAGCUGGACUCAGUUCACAGAGAGAUGGACGUGAGCAGGCAGGAGGUGCGGGCGGCGGCGGAGAGCCUGGUGCGGACGCAGAGGGAGAGGGACUUCCACCAGUUGCAGUAUCGACGGGUCGCCGACCAGAAAAACAAGCUGGUGGAUGACUGGAAGCAGAUGAGGGAACACCUGAGGUCGUACGAGCCUUUGCUCAGGCAACUGGAAGACAAAUACCAAACAGCUCUGAGGCAGAAAGUGCUCAUCGGUUUACAAAAGGGCUACGUCCAGAGCGCCACGGACCAAGGAAGGAGCAAGGGAAAAAACAAGGAGAAGAAGGAAAACAUCUUCAAAGGCAAAAGGGCUGAAAAGUCACCAGCAAAGAACAACAAAAGCCAACAGCCAAAUGAGUUUCCUGUCGUCGGUGGGCUGGUGAGACCUCAGCAGGCCCCGAAAAAACCUGGGGAAAGUCGAAAAAUCCAGUUCCUUUAG